Molecule: messenger RNA, 899 nt
Organism: Temnothorax curvispinosus
Lineage: Eukaryota; Metazoa; Arthropoda; Insecta; Hymenoptera; Formicidae
Exons: 4
Coding region: 112-549 (145 amino acids)
Source: RefSeq, a predicted model, not a curated record
CACGUUCAGUGAUAAUUCUCGUUUAAACGUGUUGCCACGCAAACCGUCACUUGUGCUAUUUAAUUAUUUGUCAUAGCGUGACAGCGCGACAGUUUCGAUCAAGGAACAAUAAUGCCUGGAUAUAGAUGGGCGAGAUGGCCGAUAUCUUACGGUGAUCGUAGCAUGUUGAUCUCCAUCGGCAGGGACUUGGACGGCAUGAAUCUCGUCGUAGGUCGUGCCAUGCACAUGGGCGACAUGAUCCCGGCGAAAGUGAAGCCGGAUCAUAACGUUGCCUACGUGUGUCACGGAGGUUCCGAGCACACGAAGCACGACUUCGAGGUAUUGAUGCCCGCCCAUUUCAACUGGGUCCGAACGGGUCACGGUCACGUACCGGAACACGCGGUGGAGGCUGGAACGACCACGAACGGGGAAAUGCUCUACGUCGGCCGUACAUUUCACAACGGCGUAUUCUGCGUAGGGAAGGUCCAGAGAAGUCACGGUGUUUUGUACAUUCCGUUCGACGGGAAGGAAAUACCGUACAGGGAGUAUGAAGUCUUGGUGCAAUGUUAAAUCUUAUCCACAAUCAUUGUGGCGUGCGCAUUAAUAUUUUCAUAUAAAACUGUCGGGGUGAAUAAUGAAUGGUUCAUAAUUGCGGGAAAAAUUAUUUUUACACAAGUAUAUUUCAGGAUUACAUAUAUUUUACGUCGUAUUUUAUAGUGGACAAAUACGUAUGAUUGGAACAUUCUAUCUUGAUGCUGUUAUUUCAUUUUAUAUUUAUUUGUAUAUACUUUUGUGAAAUGAAAUAUUGACAAACUGUGUACCGCAAAUUCCGAACAACAUUUUGAGUCAUAUUGCCACGUCUAUUUAUGAGGGUUUCCCGAGUUGAAGUUAGAUUAAAAUUUUAUAAAGUUGGAGGCGGA